UCCCCACCCCCGGCUCCCGGCCCUGUUGCCAGCCCAGCUCGCUGCUAGCCACCCUGCGCAUCUCGCUGGCCCCCUCCCACCGCCGCACCAUGAAGGCGCUCCUGCUCGCUGUGCUGGCUGCGGUGCUGUGCGUGGAAAGAGCCCACACGCUCGUCUGCUUUUCGUGCUCGGAUGCAUCCUCCAACUGGGCCUGCCUGAAGCCUGUCAAGUGCGGGGAGAAUGAAAACCACUGUGUGACGACCUACGUCGGAGUGGGAAUCGGCAGCAAGUCUGGCCAGUCCAUCUCCAAAGGAUGCUCUCCCAUUUGCCCCAGCGCCGGGAUUAACCUCGGCAUAGCGGCCGCCUCCGUUUACUGCUGCGACUCCUUCCUCUGCAACAUCAGCGGUUCCAGCAGCGUGAAAGCCAGCUCCACGGUCCUGGCCUUGGGGGUCCUCGUUAGCUUCAUCUACGUCCUCAGGGCUCGCGAGUGAUGGGGCUGGCCAAGGAAGAGCCAUCUUCCAUGGGCCGUCGUCGCGGGUGUCAUUAGCCAAUACCUUCUCUGUCGCUGUCUGCAAGGAGAUCCUCUACUUCUCAGCAGGCUUCCAAGGUGGUUGAUUUCCCAGACUUUAUGCUCUUCCAGCAUUGGAGACCUGGGCGGUUUGACCAAGAUGUUCUCCUCCUGUGGACAUACCCCGCUGCACUCUCACACCUCCUUGGCAAAGGUGGAUCGUUUUGGAAGGGUUUCUGCUUUUAUACCUAAUACCCCCCUCCCCCCCCUUCAUUUCUAAGAUUGGUUAAAACAAGGCUGGGACUCGCAGAGAACCGAUUAAUCCCAGACACCACCCGGUCAAGCGUUCAGACGUUCCUGCCUCUCGCCUCCGCGGAGGUGCCUGGCACUGGCGUGCUCCAGCACACGGGUGGCCCGGCCAUCGGGAAUGCAUGACCCGAAGGGAGAAACAUUCCCAGCCCCUCGCAGCUGCAGUCUCUUUUUAUAAAAUCAUUUCGUUUCUUCUGAUAUCCUGGGCUGACUUUUCUGGAAAACAAAUGACGUGUACCUUGUCCUUCUGAGCUCUGUAAGUGCCAGAUCUGAAUAAACAUGCUCCUAUUGUUACCUGA
Molecule: messenger RNA, 1095 nt
Organism: Tyto alba (common barn owl)
Lineage: Eukaryota; Metazoa; Chordata; Aves; Strigiformes; Tytonidae
Product: lymphocyte antigen 6E
Exons: 3
Coding region: 90-470 (126 amino acids)
Molecular function (GO): acetylcholine receptor inhibitor activity
Source: RefSeq, a predicted model, not a curated record